AUGAUAAUCAAAACGUUGGCAGAGGCAAAGCAGCUUCUUCGCCCCAAGUCGCUAUGCAUAGACUUCAUUCUGCAUCCCCCCCCGAAGAAGCAUUACAGUACCAACGUGGCUUCCCCCCUGUGGCGCUGUUUAAGAGGCCCCCAUAGCAGAGACAAAAGGAGGAGCACCCACACACGUAGUGCUCUGCAUUUGAAAAAUGAAUCUGCACCCAACCUGUUCGAAGAAGAAUUGAGCAAUAUAUUUAAAGAGUACCCCCUAUCGACUCAAAAAAACAGACAGAUUGACGAUGAGGAAAUAAUUAUAACAGAUGAGGAGAGAGACGAACUGAAGCGAAUCGGUAACGUUGUGAAGCUGGAUGAGUCCACCUACGGAGUGGUGCUCCAAAUUAAUAAGCACAGCGUGGUGCUGGGUAGGGUGAGGAAUGGCAAGUUGAAGGACAGCCAAGCGGAGGCAGAAGAAAAUCCCACGCAACUUCUCUCUAAAAAUGACGAAACAAAUGUGUAUACCCCUUUCGAGUACCUCCAUCACCUCCUAUCAAAGGAGCCAACCGAUCAGCUAAACAUAUUUAGGGGUAGGGUUAAGGAGAGCUACCAUCGGAGGGUAGCCAUCAAGCAGCUGCACACCAAUUUACUGCUCAUAGACCUAUUCAACAGGAUAAACUACGGGCAGAAGGUGUGCAUUUCUGGAGAGAGGGACGCAGGAAGGAGGGAAGUGAUCCUCUCUAUCCUGCAUGAAAAUUUGCUGGCCAACUUGGUUCACAAAAAUGAGCACUUUUUUAUCAUUUGCUCGAAUGGCCCCAAGUCGGAGACGCUGGGGCUGUUCCGCGACCUGCACGGGUGGUUAGCAGGGGGGUGCCACUCGUUAAGCGGUUUGUCAAGCGGUUUGUCGGGCGGCUUGUCUGGUGACCUUCCGGGUGACCUUCCGGGGGGGUUGCCGCGCGACCUGCCGCACAACCUGCCACCCGCCCGAGAGCUGUACUCCAAGAACUACUCCCUCGACGGAGUGAAGCUGCCUAACGACGUGCUGCUGAUACGCACCCUCCCCCAAGGGGCGUCCAAGGUGGCCACCUACAUCUCGCCACUCCUCCCCCUCUAUAAUUUGGAGGAGUACAAAAGGAGGUACAAAAAUAUUGUGCUUAUACUUUACGACGUGGAGACGUAUGGUGAAGUUUGUUCCGAACUGCAAAAGGAGAUGGGGAUAUUCGUGCGGAAUUACGAGCAGCAAAUAGGGGAGGCGUUCCGGGGAAGAUCCCCUGCGAGUGUGCCCAUAAUCCAGGCAGCUCUACCACUGUCUGUGCACACCAUCCUUUCGAAAUACAUGGCGGUGUCGAAAUAUCCCCACUAUGUGGGAGAAGUGCCGGGGGAGGACCCCCCCGGGGCAGAGCCCAUACAAAGGGAAUGCACAAAUAAUGUGAGUGGGGAGACACCCCCCAGGAAGAGUCACAGGGGUGGGGCCAAAUCUGCCCCAAAUUGCAAAUACGGCGAUGCGCUGCUACAGAUGGGGGACAAAAGAGGAAGAAAUGAAAGCAGCACAACGGGCAGCGUCACCACCAUCUGCUUCUUCACCAAAGGGGAGCAAAGCAACCCAGUCACCGACUACGCACUGUCGUUAAGCGAAAACAACAUGCACUUGUUGAGGGGCAAUUUUGACGUCCACCCAGAUUUCAAGCUAAACCAAGCCAUCCAAGGGGUCAACGUGGAGCAAAAUAAAAUUUGGGAAAUCAUUAAAGAAGAAAUAAAAAAAAUAUACGAACGAAAAAAUGAACUUACAACAUUAAAUGAAAAUAAAAAAAAAUACAAAGUCUUUAUUGACCAUUGGGAACAGGAAGAUCUCAUUCAUUAUAAUAACAUUCAUUGCAUUUUGACGUGUGCAAAUUGUUAUGUGUCCUCUCUUUGCUCCUUUCAAAUGGUCGUUUUUUUUAAAAUUUUGUUACAAUAUAAUUUUACGAACGCGGCAAUAUCAACGAAGAGUGUGCAUUCCUUUUUUCUGCAGUUUUUGCAUUUUUAUUUGUCCAAUAAGAAGUACUUUUCCCUCCUGCGCGAUGCGUAUUAUGAGCAGCUGCACUCGUUCAGUCGCCUGGAGAAUGCCCGCGUUUUUCUCCGCAAGAUGGACGUCGUUUUACGCUGCCUGCGCCCUCCCUUCCGCUACGUUGCGUAG
Molecule: messenger RNA, 2157 nt
Organism: Plasmodium vivax (malaria parasite P. vivax)
Lineage: Eukaryota; Apicomplexa; Aconoidasida; Haemosporida; Plasmodiidae
Exons: 1
Coding region: 1-2157 (718 amino acids)
Source: RefSeq, a predicted model, not a curated record